Selaginella moellendorffii is the source of this 4367-nucleotide messenger RNA. Its product is annotated as probable phosphoribosylformylglycinamidine synthase, chloroplastic/mitochondrial. Bases 19 to 4212 code for a protein of 1397 amino acids. The transcript has 32 exons. Lineage: Eukaryota; Viridiplantae; Streptophyta; Lycopodiopsida; Selaginellales; Selaginellaceae. Gene Ontology annotation, biological process: 'de novo' IMP biosynthetic process. Gene Ontology annotation, molecular function: phosphoribosylformylglycinamidine synthase activity. The record is from RefSeq and is a predicted model, not a curated record.
GUUUAAGCUUUGGGCGCGAUGUCUUGCGGCCAGGCGCAGCUCGUCCAAUCGCAUUUCCAGCGCCAGCCGAGCAUCCUUCCGGGGCAGAAGACGCGGAGAGCUUUUUGUCCGGCCGCUUUCUCGGUUUGUUUUGCAGCUCAAAGCAAGAGCGCAUUCUCGUCCGCAAGCUCUCGCAUUUUUGGAGCUUUUCCUCGUGGUGUAGCCUCCAAGCAGCAGCAAAUUGUUCUGGGAAGCGAUGAAGCUCUUCCCGAAAUGCUUCAUUACUAUCGACGCCCGUUCCUUUCAUCAAAUGCUACCGCUCAACUUCUCAGGAAGGUCCAAUCUGACGUAUCAGGGGAAGUUCUAUCCAUUGACACGGAACAGUGUUAUAACAUAUCGCUGAAGGCGCCUCUAUCAGAAGCCAAGCUUAAACAUCUGAAAUGGCUUCUUCAAGAAACUUUUGAACCGGAGAACCUUCUCUCGACAAGUUCUCUGUCUGAGAAAUCCGACAGGGCUAUACUGCUUGAAUUUGGACCUCGACUCUCAUUUACUACGGCCUGGUCCGCGAAUGCCUUGUCAAUCUUCAAGUCCUGCGAUUUGCAGGAAAUUGAUCGUAUUGAGAGAUCUCGCAGAUAUCUAUUGAAUCUGAGUCCUGGCACCUCUCCUCUAGAUGAGCUACAAAUAAAUAAGUUCAGUUCCAUGGUUCACGACAGGAUGACUGAAACCGUAUAUCCAACACCAUUAAGCACAUUCAAAAUAAAUGUGGUUCCGGAACCAAUAUAUUUUAUACCGGUCAUGGAGAAAGGAAGGCUAGCUCUGGAGGAGAUAAAUAAAUCGAUGGGUCUUGCGUUUGACGAAGAUGACCUUAAGUAUUACACAAAUCUAUUUCAAGUGGAUAUCAAACGGAAUCCCACCAAUGUGGAACUCUUUGAUAUUGCCCAAUCGAACAGCGAACACAGCCGACACUGGUUUUUCAAGGGCGAACUGGUCAUUGACGGAAGGGCCAUGCCAAAGUCUCUAAUGGAACUUGUCGCCGAUACGUUAAAAGCAAAUCGGAACAACUCUGUCAUUGGGUUCAAAGAUAAUUCGAGUGCCAUUCGGGGAUUUCGUGCUGAAGUGCUCCUUCCGUCACGUCCUGGAAUUCCAUGUGUUAUCGUACCUGUCACAAGGGACUUAUGUAUCCUUUUCACUGCUGAAACUCACAACUUCCCUUGCGCGGUUGCGCCUUUUCCGGGAGCCGAAACUGGUGCUGGUGGUCGUAUUCGCGAUACGCAUGCAACUGGCAUAGGUUCUCUUGUUGUUGCCUCGACAGCAGGUUACUGUGUAGGAAAUCUGCAGCUUGAAGGAACGUUUGCUCCCUGGGAAGAUUCUUCAUUUGCUUAUCCUCCGAACUUGGCUCCUCCUCUUCAGAUUCUUAUCGAUGCGAGUAACGGAGCCUCUGAUUACGGUAACAAGUUUGGGGAGCCUCUGAUUCAGGGAUACACUCGUACUUUCGGCAUGAGACUGCCUAAUGGUGAACGGAGGGAGUGGCUCAAGCCGAUAAUGUUCAGUGGAGGAAUUGGUCAGAUCGAUGAAAAGCAUUUGAAGAAAGAAGAUCCAGAUCUUGGCAUGCUUGUUGUCAAGGUUGGCGGUCCAGCAUACCGAAUCGGGAUGGGUGGGGGAGCUGCAUCUAGCAUGGUUAGUGGCCAAAAUGAUGCCGAGCUAGAUUUCAACGCAGUCCAGCGAGGAGAUGCGGAAAUGGCACAGAAACUUUACCGCGUAAUUCGCACCUGUGUAGAAAUGGGCGAUGAUAAUCCGAUCGUUAGCAUUCACGAUCAAGGCGCUGGAGGAAACUGUAACGUUGUUAAAGAGAUAAUAUACCCCAAGGGAGCAACAAUUGACAUAAGGUCUAUUGUUGUUGGUGACGAAACAAUGUCAGUUUUAGAAAUCUGGGGUGCCGAGUACCAAGAACAGGAUGCUUUAUUGAUUAGACCAGAAAGUGAGGCUUUACUGCAGUCUAUUUGCGACAGGGAGCGUGUGUCCAUGGCUGUGAUAGGAAAAAUCAGUGGCGAGGGAAAGAUUGUUCUUAUAGACAGCGCAGCCCAGAAACUAGCUGAAGCCAACAAUGUCUCCCCACAUCCGCCGGCGGUUGAUUUGGACCUUGAGAAGGUUCUCGGAGACAUGCCACGCAAAACAUUUACUUUUGAUAGGAAACCAGUAACUUGUGAACCUCUAGAUAUUACGCCAGGAGUCUCGGUGAGGGAUGCCUUGAGACGUGUGCUCAGUUUACCAUCAGUGUGCUCGAAGCGUUUUCUAACGACAAAGGUUGAUCGAUGUGUCACCGGACUGGUAGCUCAGCAGCAAACUGUUGGACCCCUGCAGCUCCCUUUGGCGGACGUUGCAGUCAUUGCUCAGAGCCAUCUUGGUCUCACCGGUGCUGCUUGCGCUAUUGGUGAACAACCGAUCAAGGGACUGCUGAAUCCUGCAGCCAUGGCUAGGGUGGCGCUUGGAGAAGCUUUGACGAAUCUUGUUUGGGCUAAGGUUACCGCUUUGAAGGAUGUCAAAGCAAGCGGGAACUGGAUGUACGCUGCAAAGCUUGAUUCCGAAGGAGCAGAUAUGUACGAUGCUGCCGUUGCUCUUCGCGACGCUAUGAUCGAGCUUGAGGUCGCAAUAGACGGUGGAAAGGACAGCUUGUCAAUGGCUGCUCAAGCAGGUGGUGAAACCGUCAAGGCACCCGGGAAUCUCGUCAUUAGUGCGUACGUGACUUGUCCAGACAUUACACUCACCGUCACCCCUGAUUUGAAGUUGGGAGAUGAAGGUGUUCUUUUGCACAUUAAUGUUGGGAGUGGCAAAGGUCGUCUAGGAGGUUCUGCACUGGCCCAAGCUUUUGAUCAGAUUGGUGAUACUUGCCCGGACGUUAAUGUCCAAUAUUUAAAACGUGCCUUCAAUGCGACGCAGGACCUUAUUGGCAAGAAACUUAUUUCUGCGGGACAUGAUAUCAGCGAUGGUGGAGUUAUAGUUUCAUUGCUAGAAAUGUCUUUUGCGGGCAAUUGUGGCAUUGAAGUAGACAUUCCCGCUUCAGAACCAGACACAGCGGCUUUCAGCGCGCUCUUUUCGGAGGAACUUGGACUUAUUUAUGAGAUUCAUCGCGGCAACUUGGGCAAAGUGAUUGAAGUUCUUCAUAGUCACGGAGUAGUCUGUGAAGUAUUGGGACGUGUGAGAUCAGAGCCGACAGUAAAACUCUCCGUCAAUGGUAAACUAUACCUUGACGAGCCGACAGCGUCUCUGCGGGACACCUGGGAGGAGACCAGUUUUGCUUUGGAAAAGCAGCAAUGCCUCGAGUCCUGCGUGAAAGCUGAGCAAGAAGGGCUGAGUUCGAGGACCACUCCACUCUGGAAUCUUCCUUCACUGCCCACAAAGAUCAACAAGCAAGCUCUGAUGUCGACGAAAAAGCACAAGGUCGCUGUUAUCCGCGAAGAAGGUAGCAACGGUGACCGGGAAAUGGCAGCUAUGGUUUACUGUGCGGGAUUUGAUCCCUGGGACGUUUCCAUGUCCGACUUACGGGACGGGAAGGUUUCUCUAAGCGACUUUAGAGGGCUGGUCUUCGUCGGCGGUUUCAGCUAUGGAGACGUCCUCGACUCCGCCAAAGGCUGGGCCGGAACUAUACGAUUCAACAAGUCUCUUCUUGACGAGUUCCAAAAGUUUUAUGAUCGUCCUGACACCUUCAGCCUUGGAGUUUGCAACGGCUGCCAACUUAUGGCUCUCCUGGGCUGGGUUCCCGGAGUGAAAGACGUCGGCGGCGACAAGUCACAGCCCCGGUUUGUCCACAACGAGUCAGGACGCUUCGAGUGCCGGUUUGCGUCGGUUACCAUCGAGCAGUCCCCGUCCAUCAUGCUCAAAGGCAUGGAAGGCACGACGGUGGGAAUCUGGGUGGCCAACGGCGAAGGCCGCGCAUUCUUCCCUCAGCCCGAGAUAUUGACGGAAGUUCUCGACUCCAACCUGGCCCCGCUGCGCUACUGCGACGACGCCGGAGAGGUGACCGAGCAGUAUCCUUUCAACCCGAAUGGAUCUCCGAGAGGUGUGGCGGCCCUGUGCUCGCCGGACGGGAGGCACUUGGCGAUGAUGCCUCACCCGGAGAGGUGCUUCAUGAUGUGGCAGUUCCCGUGGUACCCGAGGGAGUGGCAGAUCGAUCCGGCGGGGCCGAGUCCCUGGCUCAAGCUCUUCGAAAACGCUCACAACUGGUGCCAGAGCUAAAAAAUAUGGGGAGAAAAAUUUGGAGCUGAAUCUCCAGAGAUAAAGCAGUCCCUGGACAACAUCAAAUCUUCACUAGGAUUGGAUCGACCAGCUUGUGGCAAUGUUGAUUAAAAAAAAUGGUUUUGAUAGAGUGUUAGAAGAAACAUUCAUCCCAA